CAGAGGGGCCAAUCACGAAUCCGCGGAAGGAAGCCGAAGCGCUAGCUCCGCCCCCUGCUGUGGUCCGCGAUACCCUAAGAAAGAGGGUGGGUCGCCGCUCUGGCAGCUGGCGGGAAACUCGCGCUUGUUCUGGUGCUGUGAUCUGAUUACACAGGAUGCCAAGUUGGGCCCUACCAUCACCACAGGCUUACUCACUUAGUCUCCCCAUAUAUACCUCGAUAUGAGUAAUCCAAAGAUAAAUAUGAUUAAUCUCCUAGAGAUUAAAUUUGUGGCUGAUGAAGAUGUUCUGAAGCAUAUCUCUGAGGAUGCAGGUCUCAAAGCUCGUAAGUUAAGUGUUCCGCAUACACUUGAUAUUAAAAAAUGGAUGAAAAAUCUGGAGAACAGCUCCGAUGAUGAAGUCCAGGAUAUUUUUAAAGAACAGGAUUAUGUGACUGCCCUAGACGUCCAAGAGUCAAUGAGAAACGGUUCCAGUGCAAGUGGUGGUGAUGUCUUUCCAUUCCAAACGCCAAAACGCUCUAAUAGGAUGGCAGAGAGAGUUUCUGAGCUAAUUCAGAACUCAGCAAAGAAUGCAAAACAAAACAGUUUGAAGAAGCUUGAGGAGAAAACAAACACUCCAAAAGUCAGCAGUAAACGUUCUUCAAGCAAAGACCAGGAAGACACUAAAAGAAAUGAUUUAUCAAAAUUAUCUUACCGGACUCGGAAAAGAAUGACGGCCUUAAACAUGUGCUCUGAUAGUGAAAGUGAUUAUUCUGCUUCAAACUCUGAAGAAGAAGGGGAGGAGGCUUGCUCGGUAUCUGCUGAUGAAGCUGUUCUUUCAAAAACCCCAGUCAGAUUCCAAACCUCUUCUGUUCCACCUAGCAAAGAAACAUCUGCUAAGAAGCUGAAGAGAUGCAUUUCUAGCAAUUUGGUAGAAGAGUAUUUUGAAGCACACAGCAGUUCUAAAGUUUUAACCUCUGAUCGAACACUGCAGAAGUUGGAGAAAAAAAAACUGGAUCAGGAAUCCCUACAAAAUCUCUUGAACAACAUACCUGUUGCUUUUGCUGCUGAACGGGAAAAGUUAAUGAAACAAUAUGAAUCCCUCUUCUACAAAUGGAUGUUGCAACUGCACCUUGGGUUCAAUAUUGUGCUGUACGGAUUAGGUUCAAAAAGAGAUCUGUUGGAGAAUUUCCGUAUUUCUCUUCUUCAGGAUUCUGUACAUCUUGUUGUAAAUGGAUUCUUUCCCAACAUCACCAUAAAAUCAAUUUUGAAUUCUAUAACAGAAGAGGUAUUGAAUCACAUGGGUACCUUUCGUAGUCCCCAGGACCAGGUGGACUUCAUCCUAAAAAGUUUUAAAGAAGAUGUUUCCUCGGAACUAUAUCUUCUCAUCCACAACUUGGACAGUAAGAUGUUAAGAGGAGAUAAAAACCAGCAAAUCCUAGGACAAUUGUCUUCGCUUUCCAAUGUCUACCUCAUAGCAUCUAUUGAUCAUAUUAAUGCCCCUCUCAUGUGGGAUCAAGCAAAACAAAGUAUGUAUAAUUGGUUGUGGUAUGAAACGACCACCUUCAGCCCUUAUGCAGAAGAAACAGCCUAUGAGAACUCGCUCUUGGUACAGCAUUCGGGAUCUUUGGCAUUGAGUUCCCUCACACAUGUUCUCUGCAGUCUUACUUCUAAUGCAAGGGGUAUCUUUAGACUCUUGGUAGAGUACCAGUUGGAAAAUAAGGAUAAUCCUUCCUAUUUAGGUCUUUCUUUCCAAGAUUUAUAUCAGCGCUGUCGGGAGGCCUUCUUGGUCAAUAGUGACCUAACUCUUAGAGCUCAGCUUACAGAAUUCAGGGAUCACAAGCUGAUUCGGACUAAGAGGGGUGCUGAUGGAGUGGAAUAUUUAUUAAUUCCUGUGGAUGCUGGAAUAUUGGCUGACUUUUUGCAAAAAGAUAAUGAUGUUUGAAGGCUCACAUGUUCAAGGGCAAUUCUAUUAAGAAUUGUUGAAUUUUAUCCUAAGGUGUGGCCAUUUUGCAGAUCUCAGGAGUCUAAUCUACCUGUAAUAAUGGAAUAUGAUGCUGUAAAAGCAAGCCAAUUAUUAGCUGCUCAGGUUUCUCCCUUUGCCAGUCUAUAUUAUUAUAGACCAAGAAAAUGUCAUCCACUGAUAUUAGUGUGCCUUCUGUUCAUAAAUCUUCCAGAAAUAAGAAUUGAACUGGAGAACUUGUGUUUGAUAAUACACGCAAUUGGCUACUAAUAGCUGAAUUCAGCUAUUGACUGGUAUAUUUGUAAUAUAUCAUAGGCAGACCAUUAUUGAUCUUCAAACAUGUGUCAUGAGAUGGAAGGAUUGGAUUAGGAAACUGGUUGGACUGGAGCAAAAUAAACCACUGAUACCAGAGAUGUGGAUAUCAUCAUUUAUUAAAAAUUUAGCCUUAAUUGGGAACAAAAGAUUCCCCCCAUAUAAGCCAUUUUAAAUAUGACAACAGCUGUGUUUUUGUCAAUAAAAACAACUGUAAAUAUGCUUAUUUAACCUUUUUUUUCUUACCUAAUGAUUGUUUAAAGCUGUCUGAAUAAAAAUAAACAUGCAAUUGCAUCCUUUUGUAUGGUUCUUUUAUGCCAUAUAACUA
This is a messenger RNA of Ahaetulla prasina, 2579 nucleotides long. RefSeq names its product origin recognition complex subunit 2 (gene ORC2). The transcript is spliced from 18 exons. Gene Ontology annotation, biological process: DNA replication. Bases 221 to 1921 code for a protein of 566 amino acids. The record is from RefSeq and is a predicted model, not a curated record. Gene Ontology annotation, cellular component: nuclear origin of replication recognition complex; nucleus. Gene Ontology annotation, molecular function: DNA replication origin binding. NCBI's taxonomy places the organism in Eukaryota, Metazoa, Chordata, Lepidosauria, Squamata, Colubridae.